Penicillium cataractarum is the source of this 633-nucleotide messenger RNA. RefSeq lists its product as uncharacterized. The transcript is spliced from 2 exons. Bases 1 to 633 code for a protein of 210 amino acids. The record is from RefSeq and is a predicted model, not a curated record. NCBI's taxonomy places the organism in Eukaryota, Fungi, Ascomycota, Eurotiomycetes, Eurotiales, Aspergillaceae.
AUGGCGCGCGCGGCAGCCCCCACACAAAUGAUCAUCCUCCCCAUCAAGGAGGAGAUCCAGAUCGACACGCCUUCCACACCAGCUGGUGCAGUCUGGUCGCAGAUACUAAACGUACUAGAAAAUUGGGCUGGCUUCCGCCGACUGUACUGGGGACGACACGUGGAAAAGCCGGACGAGGUCCAUCUACAUAUCGAAUGGCAGCAGCUCACAGCCAGUCUGACGGCGCUCGGCGUCCCGAGUGCCACGUCGCUAAUCGUGCGGCAUGCGAUGAUGUCCGAGUUCACACCGCAGCCUAAGAGCCUGGGCAACGGAGCGCCCGUCACGGGCACGGCCUUCUAUCUCACCCCUGACCCGGCCGGGUGGGAAGCAACGUGGGCGCUAUGGACGACGAUCGUGCGGGAGGUACCUGGAUGUCUCGGGGUCACCGGGGGAUGGAUGGUGGAGCCGAUGGAGGGAUCGUUGUGUUAUAUCGUGUAUGUGGGAUGGGAGAGCGUGGAAGUGCAUGACGCGUAUCAUCAUACGAACCACUUCCGUCAACGGGUGGUGAUUCUGCGGGAGCACAACCAAGGGUAUCGCGAGUAUGGGCACGUUGCAUUUAUGCACUCGCGUACUCGGCGUCCAGCCAAUUUGUAG